AUGCUGCAGACGUAGCCGUCGCGUCAUCUCGUUUCGCGCCAACAGUUUCGAAUUACGAAUGCGUCGAACACAUUUGAAUCGGUUCUUUUUUAAACUGUUUUGUUUCUAGCCAGUGUCCGAUUGUGAAGCUGCAAGUUAAAAAAAGUUUUCGUUAUUUGCACCUUAGAGGUGCUAGUUUAGUUUUUUGACUAAAGUUGAUUUUGAAAAGUGCAUUAAGUAAUUGGAAAGUGCUGUUGGAUGGUUGCUAAAGCAAAACAGUCGAUAACAGCAAUGCAGCCUCAGUGAUGUCACCCCACCAUGCCACCAGAGGUGACGUAGCACCGCUUCCAUGGAAUGACUCUCCAGGACCUGGAUAUGAAUUUCACUUACCUGUACCCGAGCAUCCAGGACUUACACUGCCAGUUAGAACCAGGAGCAUCCUGCACCAACGCCACCUCUUUAGGCCUUGAUUGCUCCGAAGACAGGUCCUUCGACUUCACCUGCGAUUUGAACCUCGAUAUCCAGAAUGAGACGGUCUACAGCUGCCAUUCUUGCAUCAAUGAUACAGUGGGCUUUACUAACGGUUCUCUAUGCAACACUGGAUUUCAGUUGAACCUCGUCACCGCCAUCUUUGAAAGUGCGUUCAAAACUCUCUGGAUGAAACUCCCUAACACUGAUUUUUGCGAGUGGGACUCACUUUUCUGCUACAGCAAAGGCUUCAAUCGAACGUUAUACGUCAAAGACGGUUCAGUGAACAGUAUAGAAGGAUAUCAGUGCACGUGGAACUUUAGGAACGGGUCAAGUGACGUCAUAGGACCCAAGAAUUACGACUGGAGUUUUUUAUUUGUGAUAUUGUUUAUAAUAGCGGGUGGGGUGGGGAAUAUACUUGUGUGUUUGGCGGUGUGCUUGGACAAGAGACUGCAGAACGUGACGAACUAUUUCCUGCUGUCGUUGGCGAUAGCUGAUUUGCUAGUCAGUUUGUUUGUAAUGCCGAUGGGGGCGAUACCCGGAUUCCUUGGUUACUGGCCCUUGGGUGUCGUGUGGUGCAACGUGUACGUCACUUGCGAUGUGCUCGCAUGCUCCGCCAGCAUCAUGCACAUGUGCUUCAUCAGCAUCGGCAGGUACCUCGGCAUCAGGAACCCUCUGAAAAGCCGGCACCACUCCACCAAGCGGGUGGUGGUCAUCAAGAUAGCUCUCGUGUGGCUCCUCAGUAUGUUUGUGUCCAGUUCCAUUACAGUUUUGGGUUUGAUCAACCGCAACAACAUAAUGCCAACCCCAGAGCUGUGCGUGAUCAACAACCGUCUGUUCUGGGUGUUCGGCUCGCUGGUCGCGUUCUACAUCCCCAUGCUGACGAUGGUGGUGUCGUUCGCGCUGACGGUGCAACUGCUCAAGCGGCAGGCGCUGCUCGCGGCCGCUCCGGCGCCCGGGGGAACGCAGCGGAGGCAAUGCGGAGGGUUCGACAACAUGCCCAUGCAGGGCUUCAGGAGGGUUGGGGCCAGGAGUUCCCCCGACCUGUCCCCUGGGACAUCAAUAUCGAGACAGCUGACCUGGCGCGUCACUAGUGCCACAAGCAGGACACAAAGAAACAAAAUCGGCGUGAGCGUCUCCCACCCUCAGCUGAGCUAUAUGAACGGCUGCGGGGGUGCGGGGUCUAAUUCCCGGAGGGGGAGGGACGUAGCCACGCAGACUCCUCCCAGCAUAGCGGCAGAGACCAGGCGAGCGAGGCUCAGGCCACUGAAAUUGACCCUGGCCACACCGAACGCUUUAACACUAAGGUUUCUAGCCAAUCGCAAGAAGGGACGUUCUCUGUCAGCCAACGCUGUGGCCAACGAGCAGAAAGCGACCAAAGUCCUGGGCCUGGUGUUCUUCACCUUCGUGCUGUGUUGGGCGCCUUUCUUCUUGCUCAACAUUCUGUUCGCCUCGUGUCCUGCGUGCAUAGUUCCAGAACACGUAGUGGAUAUCUGCCUGUGGCUGGGCUACGUGUCGUCUACCAUCAACCCCAUCAUCUAUACUGUGUUCAACCGAACCUUCAGAGGAGCUUUUCUCAGGCUGCUGCGGUGUCAUUGUCAUAGACGCGGCAGGUGUACAAGGUACAGAUCAGUUAACUCCACGCGUGGGGCGUCUCAACUCUGUGCCAGGUCGGCUCUACCCCUUGCUAUAUCCUUAAGACCUUCAGCGAUGCCAACGACAUCUCCUAAUACUCAGGAUUCCACAGAAACUGUCCUGAUGGAGACGCCUCUUGGCGACUACAAUGUUCGAUAUUAAAGUGUUCUACUUAAUAGUUUUAUAACUGUGGAAGGACAUACAUACAUCAGGAUUUGGUACAGUAUUAUGUUUAACUUUGUGAUUAGUUUUUUCAAGGGCACAAUAAUUAGUUUUACUGUAGAUAAUGUCGAUUCCUGAAGACAUUGUUUCAUGUAUGGCAUCGUUAUUUAAGUGUUUAUUUAAUAAAUCUUUAACAUGAGUUGAGCACUCCUUUAUUUGACAUCAAAUUAAAUACCGUGUGUCAUUUUCAAAUAAGGCAGUUUAGACAUUAUUUAUUCUGUUCGAUGUACUUUGGAAAAUGAUGUCAAGCGAAAUUAUCUCAAAUUGUACUCGUAUUUGGUUAUUGAUAUACAUCAGUAUGCAUAUCUUGUAGGGUAGAGACACCAUCAUUUUUAUUCGGUAGAUAAAAUAAUUUUAAAGUUUCAAUCACACACUGCUUGUGUUACAUUCCCGUGCCCGAUGGCAAUGGCGAUCAGUGGAAAUACUGAUUUCCACUGAUCGCCAUCGCCAUCGCGCACGCAUUAUAAGUCCUGUGUUCUUUCCUACCCCAAACCUCGUCAUUUAUAUUCAAAGCAAUGUUUUUCCUUGCAAAAUGUUAGAACUAGCUGAUCAAUCAUGUUUUAUUUUAAUGUGAUUUCGUGUAUGUAUGAAUGUGU
Ostrinia nubilalis (European corn borer) is the source of this 2900-nucleotide messenger RNA. RefSeq names its product D(2)-like dopamine receptor (gene 5-HT2A). Gene Ontology annotation, molecular function: G protein-coupled serotonin receptor activity; serotonin binding; neurotransmitter receptor activity. Gene Ontology annotation, biological process: G protein-coupled receptor signaling pathway, coupled to cyclic nucleotide second messenger; serotonin receptor signaling pathway; chemical synaptic transmission. The coding region runs from base 334 to 2244 and encodes 636 amino acids. The transcript is spliced from 10 exons. The record is from RefSeq and is a predicted model, not a curated record. Gene Ontology annotation, cellular component: plasma membrane; dendrite. Lineage: Eukaryota; Metazoa; Arthropoda; Insecta; Lepidoptera; Crambidae.